GAGACCCAUUCUGUUACACGGCCACGAAAGAGCUGUCACGUAUGUGAAAUACAGUCCCGAUGGCGAUGUUUUAUUCAGCGCCGCUAAAGAUAACACUCCGACGAUGUGGAGAGCAAAUACCGGAGAAAGAAUCGGCAUUUUCCACGGACAUACAGGAGCUGUCUACCAGCUUGAUGUUACUAGUGACACAAAGUACCUUUUUUCUGCUUCCGCAGACUGGUCAAGCCAUAUUUGGGAGGUGAACACGGGCAAAGCUUUGAGCUGCAUUAAUCUGGGCAGACCCAUUCGUUGUGUGUUGGUGAGCAACGACGACAAGCGCCUCUGUUUGAUUAGCCAGUGCUGGUCGAAACAAGGACCUUCCGUCCACAUCUUCGACAUUUCAAACGGCGUGGAGAACCUCGAGGGCAAGGACACGGUCUUCCUCAACGUCUGCCCCGCCCCCAUAAACGUUUUCUCUGCGCUCUGGCGCGCCAACGACCGCGAGAUCAUCCUCGCCUGCACGGACGGCAAGCUCCGCGUGCUGAGCACGGAGACGGGCGAGAUCACGCAGACGAUCAGCGCGCACGGCGCGGAGAUCACCUCGCUGGUGCAGUCGGCGGACGGCGCGCUGCUGGCGACGUCGAGCAAGGACGCGAAGGCGAAGGUGUUCGACGCCACGACGCUGGAGGAGCUGAUGGUGUUCACGACGGACCGCGCGCUGAACAGCGUGGCGCUGUCGCCGAUCCGCGAGCAUUUGGUGGCGGUGGGAGGCGUGGAGGCGCGCGAUGUGACGACGACGCACUCGGAGAAGAUGGAGAGUCUGUUCUUUAAUAUCGCGACGCGCGAGGAGAUCGGACGCGUGAAGGGAUCGUUCGGAACGAUGAACGCGGUGGCGUUCAAUCCGGAUGGAAAGAGCUUUAUUACGGGAGGAGAGGAUGGCUAUGUGCGAUUGUGCUUCUUCGAUCCCGAGUAUUUCACCAUGGACGAGACAAAUGAACAGAAUCUCAGGGAAUUGGAAGAAUUAAGCAAGAAGCAAUGGCGUGUUUGUUUAACUACGCACAAAGAUGAUAAUGAUAAUAAAUAG
This is a messenger RNA of Blastocystis hominis, 1063 nucleotides long. RefSeq lists its product as hypothetical. Lineage: Eukaryota; Bigyra; Opalinata; Blastocystidae. The record is from RefSeq and is a predicted model, not a curated record. The transcript has 6 exons. Gene Ontology annotation, molecular function: translation initiation factor activity; protein binding; RNA binding. Bases 104 to 1063 code for a protein of 319 amino acids. Gene Ontology annotation, cellular component: eukaryotic translation initiation factor 3 complex, eIF3m. Gene Ontology annotation, biological process: cytoplasmic translational initiation.